Molecule: messenger RNA, 3028 nt
Organism: Ictalurus furcatus (blue catfish)
Lineage: Eukaryota; Metazoa; Chordata; Actinopteri; Siluriformes; Ictaluridae
Product: tetraspanin-1-like
Exons: 7
Coding region: 80-811 (243 amino acids)
Cellular component (GO): membrane
Source: RefSeq, a predicted model, not a curated record
CUCACGGUUGGAUUUGCAGUGCGUUUCUAAACAUCAGACAGCUUGUCCGAUUUACAGGAGAACUCAAAACACCUGUAAGAUGUCUUUGAAAGGGAUCCUGAAGAUAUUUAUGAUCAUCUUCAACAGUGCAAUCUUUUUAGCAGGAGCUGCGGCUGUGGUCAUUGGCAUUUUGGCAAAAAAGCAUGCAUUUGGAUUGCUGAAAACCAUUAAAGACAAUGCCACAGAUUUAACAGGUCUGUCUAAUGCCAACUACGUGCUGAUCGCUGUUGGGGCCGUACUCGCCCUCAUGGGCUUCCUGAGCUCCGUGAGCUUCCUGGGCGUCUGUAAAUCCGACUCCCAGAAUAAGCGCAAGCUUCUGAUUUUUUUCAUCGUCAUGCUCAUUGUGUUGAUCAUGGAGGUGGUUGCAGCAGUGUACAUUCUGUUUCACAAAUCUAAGGUGGAGAAACUGUUGCAGGAUAUUCGUGUAAAUGUUGGUAAUCUCAUCAAGGUGAACUACGGUGAAAACAACAUGUUCACCUCUGCGUGGAAUCAGAUGAUGGCUUUGAUUAAAUGCUGUGGAUACAACAGCUACGAGGACUUCACUGGCUCCCCGUAUGUAAACAAAAACUCACUGUACCCCCAGUUCUGCUGCUCGCCAGCAUCUGUACAGUGUUUUGAAGGAACUGCAGCUUCACAGAGUGUGCACGGCUGUUUGGAUACUGUGGUGAAUUUGGUGAAAGAUAACAUUGCUUCGGUAGUGGGCGUGGCUAUUUGUGUCAUUGUUAUAGAGGUUGCUGUGAUGGUCGUGUCCAUGAUACUGUACAAGAGGUAAACCUGGAAACCUGCACAGUACACUGUGACCUCUCACAUCGAACAGGAUACAAUAAUAAAGUCUGAAAUUACCUUGGUACAAAAUUAUACAUAUUCUGUCCCACAUGUUAUAGCCUCCAAUGAGUACAGAAAAGAGUCUUUUUUUAGUGCAUUUGUAAUCCUGUAUGUUUCUUUAAUAACUUUGUACACUUCUAUAGGCCAGUGAAUAAAGGUUUUAUAUUGUAGAUACAUAUAGUUUUAUGUUUGUUCGAGUGUAUCUUGUUUGCCAAGAAACUUCUGCAUAUGGACGAAUGUGACGCCUCAAGAGCCGUUUGUUACAGCUGUAAUUACAAAACAAAAACCAUUGAAGACUACAUAAUUUAGAGAAUACAAAAUUGGAAAUAAAUAUUCCAUAUUAUGUAAGGGCUGGACAAAAUUCUUUUAAUUGAUGAAUUUUAAAUGUAAGUUUUCAAGGAAGCAAAGUGGAGCAAUUUUAGACACAUUACAUGAAUCACUAUUGAAAACCACUAGAUAGCGAUAAUGCACAAUACACUGGGGUGUAUGUGUGUGUGUGCGCCACCUGCUGUAGAAGAUGAAGGAUGUCUGUCUAAAAUGCCGGAUGUGAAUAAACCUGACUAUCAUGAAAUUGUGGAUUUCAAUUAACUUACGUUCUUAUUGAAGUCGUCUACUCUCACAAACCUGAAAAAAACCUUGUUUUUUAAAAAAUGCAUUCUGCCAUUAAAAAACAGUACUCACCUAUAAAUACAGAGAUGACGAUUAGUGCGUAGUGGACAUCUAGUUAUUUCAAAGAAUGCUUGGACCCCAUUGAUUGCUGAGUGCAGCUAAAUUAGUUUGUAUCUGUAUGAGGUGUAAUGUUAAUACUUCAGUACUCACCUUUUUACCUGUGUGUUACUUUAAAGUACUCUACUGUACUUUUGCCUGAAAAUGAUUCAAGCUUAGUAGUGAUAAGUAAGCAUCAUGUUAAUAAAAGAUGUUGAUAAAACAGUUUGUAGCACAGAGUCUUAAUAGGAAAUCAGUUAAUUGUCUGAUUGGUCGUGCCCUGUUCCAUCAAUUAAAAUAUUUUUGGUUUUAUUAAACACCCUAAACUUUAACAUGUUCUUAAUUCAGCGUCAUUGUAGAGGCUUCGCCUCGCUCUUUGAAGAAACAGUUGAAAAUCUUAUUGGAAGCUAUAAGCCAGUGUUCUUGCAUCAUAAAAUGUAAGAGCCAAUCAUGUUUCAGUAUGCAAAUGCAGGUUAUGAUGCAGUACCGGUUUACCAAGGAAAGGGGAUGUUGUUUCCAUGUGGCAGAUUCACACAACAUUGGUUUGGUGAGGACACGGAGAUUCUUAUACACUUACAAGCCAUGAUAUUAAAACCCCUGGCAGGUGAAAUGAAUAACACUGGUUACAAUAGCUCCUUUCAAGGGGUGGGAUAUAUUACACAGCAAAUGAACAGUCAGUCCUCGAAGUUGAUGUGUUGGAAGCAGGAAAAAUGGGCAUUGUUGUGCCCAUGCUGAGCCUUGUCCACCUCCAGAAGCGCCAACACUGGGCACGUGAGCAUCAGAACUGGAGCAUGGAACAAUGAAAGAAGGUGGCCUGGUCUGAAUGAAGGAAUCACAUGUCCUUUUACAACAUGUGGAUGGCCAGGUGUGUGUGCGUCGCUUAUCUGGGAAAGACCUGGUACCAGGAUGCACUAUAGGAAGAAGGCAAGCCGGUGGAGGAAGUUUGAUGCUAUGGGCAACGUCCUGCUCUUAAACCUUGGGUCCUGGCGUUCAUGUGGGUUUUAUUUCGACACGUACCACCUACCUACGGUUCAGUCCAUCUCAAGUACUCAAAUAAUUGUAAAGUUGGUUGCUUGGGCGUUUUUAAUUUUUCAGAUUUCUUUGAGUGAUUAACCAAUAAACAUUUUGUACAUUCUUGUUCCUUCUUGUCCUAAUGUAACGCUCAAGAUUGCUCACAGUUCCACGUUUAGGGUCAAUGUAUAAUGGGAAGGGUCUUAGUCUUAAUUUUUUAGGGGGUACUUAUUAAGAAUAGUGUGCAUGCAGAUCAUUUCAGGGUUUUUUAUUUUAAAUUUUUAUGAGGGCAAGACAUUUUUGAAAGCAGCAGUAAAUGACGAAUGAGCUGUAGACACAUUCACCAUAAAAGAACACCGCAGCUCUGUUUAUGAGAACGUCCCACAAGAGUCGAACCUGUUCGUGGCUUAACACCCUUGUUUUAAGGAAAUGACCAGCCUAGCACCAA